AAGUGUGAGUAAGAGGGAGUAAGAGACGUAAAGACAGUGAAACGUGACUGUGGUCUUGUCCGACAUUCUAUAAAAUCUCAGAGAGAGGAGGGAGGACUGAACAUUUGAAACAGCAAAGAGGUGUGGACAAGAUUCUUUUACUGGAUAUCCAAAGGCUGCCAUCACAUACCGGUUUUUCUGCUGCCUGUCUGAACAGAGGGGUGUGUUCGUAAGGAGUAAGAGGCAGCUCAGUGUCAGAAGCCUCAGUCUGUGAUCUGAAGAGUCCCAGUGUUUUAUUCCUGAAAACCUUCUAACAAGCAGCAAAGAUGGAGCGCAUGGAAGAUGAGAAGCCAAAGAAGAAGAUCACCGCUUACCUUCUCUACUGUGUCUCAACAGCUGUCAUCGGCUCGCUACAGUUUGGCUACAACACCGGGGUCAUUAAUGCACCUGAGCAGAAACUGAAAAGGUUUUUUCAGAAUGUGUCUGUGGAGCGGUAUGGAGAGCCUUUCAGCACCGGAACAAACACCAUGUUGUGGAGUUUGUCUGUGGCCAUCUUCAGCGUGGGAGGCAUGAUCGGGUCCUUUUCUGUUGGAGCUAUGGUCAACAAAUUUGGCAGACGUAAGUCCAUGCUGAUAAAUAACGUCCUUGCCCUUAUUGGCGGGGGUCUGAUGGGAUUGUCAUCCCUGAGUUGGUCUUUCGAGAUGGUCAUCAUCGGCCGCUUGAUCAUCGGCGUGUUCUGCGGUCUGUGCACGGGGCUGACACCCAUGUACGUGGGUGAGAUCACUCCCACUGCCAUCCGAGGAGCUUUUGGCACUCUGCACCAGCUGGGUGUAGUUAUUGGCAUCCUGGUGGCACAGAUCUUUGGUCUGGAGUCUCUGCUGGGCUCAGACACUUUGUGGCCUCUGCUGCUGGCUCUGACCAUCCUGCCUGCCGUGCUGCAGACCAUCAUGUUACCCUUCUGCCCUGAAAGCCCUCGCUACCUACUCAUUGUCCUCAACCAGGAGGAGGAGGCAAGAAAAGCACUGGUGCGCCUGCGUGGCUGCGAAGAUGUGAAUGAUGACAUUCAAGAGAUGAGGGAAGAAGGGAUGAAGAUGGCCAUGGAGAAGAAAGUGACCAUCCCCGAACUCUUCCGCUCCCCAAAAUACCGCCAACCAAUCAUCAUUGCCAUCGUCCUCCAGCUCUCUCAGCAGCUGUCUGGCAUCAACGCUGUCUUUUACUACUCCACAGGCAUAUUUAAUAAUGCUGGUGUGACUCAACCCAUCUACGCUACUAUUGGAGCUGGAGUCGUCAACACUGUCUUUACUGUUGUCUCUCUCUUCCUAGUUGAGAGGGCGGGGCGGAGGACACUGCACCUGAUUGGACUGGCUGGAAUGGCCAUUUGUGCUCUUGUUAUGACAAUCUCGCUCUCUUUAGGGAAGGCCAACCCUAGCCUAAGCUACCUGGCCAUUGUGGCUGUGUUCGGCUUUGUUGCCAGUUUUGAGAUGGGUCCAGGCCCCAUUCCCUGGUUCAUCGUAGCUGAGCUCUUCUCCCAGGGGCCCCGACCUGCUGCCAUGGCCAUCUCUGGCUUCUCCAACUGGGCUGCCAACUUCCUGGUGGGGAUAAGUUUCCUUAAACUGGUGGAACUUUGUGGCUCAUACGUCUUCAUCAUCUUCACAGUCCUCCUCAUUUUCUUCUUCAUCUUCACAUUCCUGCGUGUACCCGAAACCAAAGGGAGAACCUUUGACGACAUCGCUCAGGGAUUCACCACCAGUGCAGGCAAACCAACCUCCCCGUUGCCUGAAGCGGUGGUCGUCGGCCUGCCAGACAGCAAGGAACCUGUACCCUUGUCGCCCACAGAAAAGGUUCCCAUGGUGGAUCUUCCCUCAGAGAAACCAUGAGCAUCUUUAGAUAAAAGAAGGAAGCCUUAGGGUACAAUUUAGAUGAACAGGUUCCAAGCACAUAGAUAUUGUCAGGAGUUACAUUUCAUAACUCCUAAAUGAGAAAAAAAGUGAUGAGGGUGCAUUUAGAAAAAGCCAACUCAGUGUAUUAAUGCAGAAAUAAGAUUUUAGUUUUUUAAUGUGCGUUUUUAGUGUGCCUUUUUUAAAUUAAAUACAAUGUUUUUUAAAGGUUCUCCAUUUACAAAUGCUAAAAUAAUUGACGGAAUUCCCUGUAAUCUUGCUUUACAUUCCCAGCCCCAGCUCCGUGCUUAUAGAUUCAUAUAAGAGGAUCAAAAUAUGUUCAGUGUUAAGUCCCAGGUCUUCAGCUACCCCCAGUGUUAAAAGGUUGCAGGAUUUGGGGGGCGGUUUUAUGUAUUGAGAUCAAGCCUGAAAAGCCGGUUUUGGAGCAGAGUAGUUUGACCCAAAAAAGACUCACUUGGUGUCCUGUCUGCCUGUCUGUCUGCCUGAUGUGCCUCGCUGCCAGGGGAAGGGAGCCAUGUUGUCUGGAGCAGAUAGAAUAAACAUGGAGGAGAUGCUGCAGAGGUCCCUCUCCUCUUUGGGGCACACAAAAAGCACUGACUGUAUAUUUAAAUAAAUAUAUUUAAGCAUGUUUAAGCAAGAUUUGUACGAUGAUGUCAUCUGAGAACGCAGGAUGUUUGUACUUGUGUAUGUUGUUUGAAGUCAGGAGUCUUUGCGCUGAUAAAGAAGUAACUUACGGACAGCUCUGUAAACCGGUGAGAACGAGGUGUAUUCUAACACUGCCAACUCUUAACAAAGCCUCUCUUUUCUGAUUUCACUGCAGGGUACAACUAUGAUGACAGAGAAGUUAUUGUAGUGCAGCUGUUUACAGAAUAUAUUACAACCGUCAGAUACAAAUACUCAGGUGGCUAUUUGUGUUACUGUAUAUGGCUUCUUACUGUUACAGCAGAAAAAAUGCCUUUAUCCAUCACUGUACUUGAAAGUCCUUCGUCAGCGGUACGUAACUACAAGCUACUGCAUCACAGGUCAUGAAAUCAAAUAUCUCUACAACAGUAUUACAUCAAAUCAAAAGUGCUUCUCAGUGUUAAACAGUCAUCUGAGGGAUGUAUUGACGCGCAUUCAAGUCUACUGAUAAUUAUCUCAGUCCAAACAAGACAUUAGCCAUGUGAGAUGGUGACACUGAAUAAAAACACUAAAUUAAUUGUAUUUAUUUCAAAUGGUGUAUUCACAAAAAUGUCUUAUCAUAUGUAUUUGCUUUCAGUUGUCUGAAAUCAUUUGUAUAUAUUGUAGAAUCUCCAGUCACUGCAUCGUGAGCAGCUUACACAACUUACAAAUAUUGUGUCACUGUUUGUACGGCUACAUCUUCCUCUGGAUGUGCACACACUCAUAAGGAAGCACUUUUAGCUCAGCAGCGGUUUCGUUUGCACUUGGCCAGUCUGACUACUCUCUAAUGACGUGUAUGCUUGUUUGUGUGUGGAUGUCUGAUCCAUGUAAAUAUACUUGUAUGUGUUAGAAUAUGUGCAGUGUUGGUUGUGUUACUGUAUUUGCUCAUAAUUCUGUUACAGCCACUGAUUUUUCUUGCGCUGGAAAUACUUUGCAGUUCUCCACAAUAUGCACAUCUUUAAUAUGUAUAUUUUGCUCUUUUGUUGUUGUGUUUUUUUUUUUGUGAGAAAACAGAAGUGAGAAAUGGCGAACGUCGAGUGUGUGUGGGAGUCAGAUAAGAGUUGACCUUUACUGUUUUUCUAUUAUAAUGUCCUCUGUUCUCCUGCUGCAAUAACAUGAGUGACACUUGCUUUGAAAAAUAAAGUUGUUCGUCUUGUGAGGAAA
This is a messenger RNA of Lates calcarifer (barramundi perch), 3701 nucleotides long. RefSeq names its product solute carrier family 2 member 3b (gene slc2a3b). Gene Ontology annotation, cellular component: apical plasma membrane; basolateral plasma membrane. Bases 306 to 1856 code for a protein of 516 amino acids. The record is from RefSeq and is a predicted model, not a curated record. The transcript has 11 exons. Gene Ontology annotation, biological process: monosaccharide transmembrane transport; response to insulin. Gene Ontology annotation, molecular function: hexose transmembrane transporter activity. Lineage: Eukaryota; Metazoa; Chordata; Actinopteri; Centropomidae.